Plectropomus leopardus (leopard coralgrouper) is the source of this 276-nucleotide messenger RNA. NCBI's taxonomy places the organism in Eukaryota, Metazoa, Chordata, Actinopteri, Perciformes, Serranidae. The record is from RefSeq and is a predicted model, not a curated record.
GACCCUCUGGACCCCGGACGCUGUGUGAUGGUGAUCCGCUCGCUGGUUCCCGGCGGUUCGGCGGAGCGUCACGGCGGUCUGCUCCCCGGAGACCAGCUGGUGUCCGUAAACCACACCCAGCUGGACCUGCUGAGCCUGGGCCAGGCCGUGGAGGUGCUGAAGUCCGCCCCGCCGGGCGCGGUCCGCCUGGGCGUCCGGAAGCCUCUGGUGGCGGUGGAGCGAGCAGAGAGGAGCAGCCAGGUGUGUGCCGGAAACACACAGGUACCUGCAGCAAAG